GGAGUGGUUCAUUCCUGGGCCCGGUUUCUCCUCCAAGGGGAAUCUCUGAUUUUUCUCUGAGAGAGAGGGAGAGGGAGGGAGGGGAGCAGAUUGAGCGCGAGGUUUCGGCAUCUGCAAAAUUUCUUCCCAAAGCAAAUCAGUUAGAUAGAGGUUUUUUAGGCGAGAAAGACAAAGACGAGGACGAAGAAGAGAUCUCAGAGAAAGAAAUGCGGACACUGCCGUUGGGAUUCUCACUGUCGCCAACGGCAGCAGCAGCAGCAACAACAACGCCAAUUAACGGUCGUCUCUCUCCCAAAUUCCAUUCAAACUCCACAAAUUCUAAGAAGCCGAAGCUGCCUCUUCCUUAUUCUCUUUCUCGUUCCUUCCCACAAGUUUCCCUUCCCUCUCAUCUGCCCCCUUCAGGGCUGCUCUGCAGAGCCAGUCAAGUGGUUGAAUUAUUCCCAACUGUGUCGCCUGAAAUAGUGGUUCGAGAGGCCAGGUUAGAGGACUCCUGGGAGGUGGCUGAGACUCAUUGCAGUUCCUUCUUCCCUGAAUAUUCGUUUCCUUUAGAUUUUCUGCUGAGGAUUGACAGGAUAUUCGCAAUGGUAUUGGGGUUCUCUGUACCUCAUGGUUGUCGAAGAACUUGUCUGGUUGCCGUUACUGGCAGCUCGGUUGAUGAUUCUUUCCUCUGUGGAACUGAAGAUUGUAAAAUUGGAGCUCUUGAUGGUAGAUUUAGUCUGAGUAAAGGGUAUGUAGCUGGAAUAUUAACUGUAGAUACUGUGGCUGAUUUUCUACCAAGGAAAGGACCACUGCGGCAGAGAAGGACAGGAAUUGCAUACCUAUCAAACGUGGCAGUUCGGGAGAGAUUUCGAAGGAAGGGGAUAGCUAAGAAGCUGAUCACAAAGGCAGAGUUUCAAGCCAGGAGCUGGGGCUGCCGGGCCAUUGCGCUGCAUUGUGACCUGAACAACCCUGGUGCCACAAAGUUGUACAUAGGCCGAGGUUUCAAAUUUAUCAAAGUGCCAGAAGGUGCAAAGUGGCCCCAACCGAAGACUUCCCCAGAUGUCCAGUUCAGCUUCAUGAUGAAGCUCCUAAACUGAAGCAUCUGAAGGGAUAAUAUAAAUGGAUCCAAAUAUUAUGGUGAAAUUUGAAUGUCUCAGUGUGCUUGCUAUUAUAUGAAUAGAUAAGCUGCGGGAUAUAGGAGCAAUGUAUUUAUGGUGCUGCAAUCUUCAAGCUGUGGAAUGACUUCCUCAGAUAUGCACUUGCAGGAUCACUGUCACUCUGGAAAAAGCCUGGAAAUGCAUUUACUCUCUCGAUCUCUCUCUCUCUUCCCCUUUUUCCUGUGGUUUGUAAAUCUUUUUUCUUUUUCUUUUUUCUUUUUUUUUAUGGCGUUCAGAACUGUAAAAGGAACACCCUCUAUGAAAUAACUUAUUACAAAUCCACGUAUUACGUAAAUAUACAAGAAUUGAUCCAA
Molecule: messenger RNA, 1450 nt
Organism: Diospyros lotus (date-plum)
Lineage: Eukaryota; Viridiplantae; Streptophyta; Magnoliopsida; Ericales; Ebenaceae
Exons: 3
Coding region: 207-1076 (289 amino acids)
Biological process (GO): N-terminal protein amino acid acetylation
Cellular component (GO): chloroplast
Molecular function (GO): N-acetyltransferase activity
Source: RefSeq, a predicted model, not a curated record